Molecule: messenger RNA, 2724 nt
Organism: Parathielavia appendiculata
Lineage: Eukaryota; Fungi; Ascomycota; Sordariomycetes; Sordariales; Chaetomiaceae
Exons: 3
Coding region: 1-2724 (907 amino acids)
Molecular function (GO): nucleic acid binding; zinc ion binding
Source: RefSeq, a predicted model, not a curated record
AUGUCUCAGCCGAUCGAAUUCGGUGAUAUCUCGAGGGCGGCCGCGGAGGCCAUUGACGGCGACCGCCUGCCGUUCCUGAAGGCCUUCUUCCAGGAGUGUCCCUUCACCAUCAACACCGACCCGCGGGUCGUUGACAUAAUCAAGGAGGCUCAGGAUGUAGCUACACCGGUCGGGCAGCUGUUCAUUGUGAUGAACGGCGCCCUGGAGAUUCAGAAGAACAAUGCCGACAACCGACUCGACGAUGCGGUGGCCAAGGGCAAGGAGCGCCUCAAUGCCACCGCCGCCCGGAGCCAGCUUUUCGAGAGCGAGAGGGACAGGCUGAGAAUCCAGCUGCAAGAGUAUCUCAAUACGAACAUCAACCUGGAGAGCCGGAUCACCAGAGUCACGACUCAGCUCGACGAGGCCAAUGCUAGAGUGCAAGCCAUCAACACCCAAUUGCAGACUGUCACCACUCAAAAAGCCGUUUUUGAAGCGCAGGCACGCGAUGCCGUCACCCAGAAAGCCCAACUCGAGGCCCAGAAGACCACGCUCGAGAUCGAGCUCCAGCAGGCCAGUGCGACGGCCGCAGCGACCAUCCCGCUCCCGGCGAACCCAGUCCCGGAGCCACAGAACGCGCCGCCGCAGCACCCUGCACCGCAACCGGCUCCCGGUGCCCAAAGCAACAUUGACCGGCUUACGGCCGCGAUCAACAACCUCGCCGGCAGCCGGGGCGGCGACGGGAACGACACCAACAUGCCGCAUCCGACCCCUUUCACAGGUAGUGACAUGGAUUCAGUUGCUCGCGCCCAAGCUUUUCGCACCUGGAGGGGCCAGAUCACUGCGCGUUGGAACGCGCGCCCCCAGGAAUUCCUCACGGAGCGCGCCAAGAUCAUCUACGCGGCGUACAUGCUGGGUGGCGCUGCAGCCGACGGCGUCUCCCACGGCUUGGCAAUCAUCAACGCCAACCCACACAACAUGAACGUCUGGGAGUGGAAGACUGGUGAAGCGUUCUUGGAGCACCUUGCUAGCCGCUACGCCACCGUCGACCUUGCCCAGAUUGCGGAGGGUCGGCUCCAUGAGCUUAAGCAGAAGGGCAAGUUCGCCCGAUUUACCGACUUCCUUGUUGAAUUCACGAAUCUCACCGACAUGGCCCGUUGGGACGGCGCAUCGCGCGUUCGCGCUCUGAAGGCCAAGAUGGACUCGGAAAUGCUGGACAAGGUGGCCAGCCAGAUCAAUACUCCAGCGGACGACGAUUUCCCCGGUUGGGCAGGCAUGACCCAGAAACUGGCGACCAACAUUGAGAACGCAAAGGUCCUGCGUGGAAUCGCCGGUCCCAGCGGCAACAACCAAAACAACGGCAAUAACAACAACAACCGGAAUAACAAUGGCGGCAACGCGGCGGGCGGCGAUCCCAUGGAUCUGGAUGCCAUCAAACUCGCCGUCACCAAGCUGGACCCCGCGGAACGGCAGCGUCGUCUGGAUGAGAACCUUUGCUUGCACUGCGGCAAGCCGGGUCACCGCAUGAUGCAGUGCAGGAGCCUCAGCCGCAAGGGCGACAACCGUGGCAGCCGCGAUGGCGGUCGGCAGCAGGGCUACGGCCAAGGCUACAACAACCAGGGUUACCAGGGCGGUUACCCGCAGCAGACUCCGGCCUCGUUCGGAAACUACGGAGGCAGUUACUACGGCAACAACGGCUACAGCCAGCAGUUUGUCCAGCCUCGCGGAGGUGCCCCGCGUGGUGGUUACGGCCGCGGCGGGUAUGAUCAGCAGCACCUACGUCAAUUUGACAUCCCGCAAGUCAACGUUUUGAAUCCCGGGUUCAUCAUCCCCGAGACCGGUUCCACGAACGGCGAUUACAACCACGGAGUCCAAUACUCUGGUCCUCAUGUUCAUUGGGACAAGGGCACCGACAACCAGUCGGAAAACGAAUCAGGAGCAUCAGCCCAGCUGCAGAUUAGCGCAGUUGGCUCGUUAGCGAAAUCGAUCACGUUGUCUUCUUACAUUGACCUUGGUCAAUGCCGUGGUAAAUGCCUUCCCCCCAACGUUGACGAGCAGGAGGCUCCGUGCGCGGUAGCUGCCACGCCCUCACCAUAUCAAGCCACGGUCGAGGAGGUGGAGGACGAGGGCGAGCCAAACUGGGAACCGGAAACCAACAACAGACUGUCGGAGGCGGCCCGCGCCAGAAGAUCGAGGCACAGGCGCGAAUGGCGUCAACGAGCGCGAGAGCGAGAGAUCAAGAAACGGGCGUUGACCGAAGGCCCGCGUUGGACCCAAGCGCCGCCGGGCGCCCGGGCGGUGAUGGUACCGAACACACCGUCGCGAAAGCCGCUGCCCAGCCGCUUGGCCGCAGGGUCCCGGAAACCAGCUUUGAAACCAAUUUUGAAGCGCCGGCCGCUCACCACGCCGAGGCGGGAGAAGCUCAACGCGGCUGACUUGCGGCUACUGAGCACACCGAAUUUCCUACUCCUGGCGCGCCAGAAGGGCGUUACGGUGAUGCGGACCACCUUGGCCGAGCUGGAAGAGGCCGCUCGCAGCGCGCCUGCCAUCCACUUGCCCGACUUACCGGAAGAGUUCUUCCUGGACCUUUUGAAGCGGCGGGGCAGGCCGGAAGACUACACUUCCCGGCUGCCUACCGAAUUCUUCACGACUUCGUCAAUGACGCGUUCGCUGACAUCGAAAUUAUGCGCAAGAUCACCGAGGAAGAUGCGACCAAGUUCUUCGCCAAAGCUGACAAACCCACUUUGA